Molecule: messenger RNA, 1369 nt
Organism: Danio aesculapii
Lineage: Eukaryota; Metazoa; Chordata; Actinopteri; Cypriniformes; Danionidae
Gene: prokr1b
Product: prokineticin receptor 1b
Exons: 3
Coding region: 101-1294 (397 amino acids)
Biological process (GO): neuropeptide signaling pathway
Cellular component (GO): membrane
Molecular function (GO): neuropeptide Y receptor activity
Source: RefSeq, a predicted model, not a curated record
AAGACAAGACGUAUCCUGGACCAUGACGAGCACCGACUGACCACAAGAUCAACACUUCACAGCUUCAGCACCAGCGUUGGUGUAACUCGCCGAAAGAGCCAUGCAGGAUGCCAAUAUCAGCCAUGUGGCAGCGGUUUAUGCGAGUCCUCACAGUCCCGUUCCCGUUCUGGAUGUCCAUGACUCCUCCACAGAUUUUUACGACAUGAUGGACUAUGGGGUCCCGGAGGAGGAGAUGCCGGACACCACGCAGGGCCUAGCCUAUUUUGUGGCCACCAUCGUCAUCGGUGUGGUUCUGGUCUGCAUUAUGCUCGUGUGCGGAUUCGGAAACUUUGUGUUUAUCGCCACUCUGGCCCGAUAUAAGAAGCUCAGAAAUCUGACCAACCUGCUAAUCGCCAACCUGGCCGUGUCGGACUUCAUCGUGGCCGUGGUCUGCUGCCCAUUCCUGGUGGAUUACUAUGUGGUCAAGCAGCUGUCGUGGGAUCAUGGGAAGGUUUUGUGCGCCUCCGUUAAUUACCUCAGGACUGUGUCUCUAUACGUGUCCACCAACGCUUUACUGGCCAUCGCUGUCGACAGGUAUAUGGCUAUCGUUCACCCGCUGAGGCCCAGGAUGAAGCACCAGACGGCGUACUGUCUAAUCACAGGAGUGUGGGUCGUCCCGGUGCUCAUUUCCAUCCCGUCGGCAUACUUCGCAUCUGCGACCAAAGUCCCACACGGAGCGAACCACAGCAAAACCUUCUGCGCUCAGAUCUGGACGGUGGACCAGCAGCUCUACUACCGCUCCUAUUACCUGUUCAUUUUUGCAGUGGAGUUUGUGGGACCGGUGCUCACUAUGGCUUUGUGUUACCUGCGUAUUUCUAGAGAGCUGUGGUUUAAGAGCGUGCCGGGUUUCCAGACGGAGCAGAUACGCAAGCGUCUGCGAUGUCGGAGGAAAACCGUGAUGGUGCUCAUCGGGAUCUUCACGGCCUAUAUUCUCUGUUGGGCUCCAUAUUACGGUUACACCAUCCUGCGGGACUUCCACCCGACGCUUAUUUCACGUGAGAAGAACUCACUGGUGGCUUUUUACAUCAUCGAGUGCAUCGCGAUGAGCAACAGCAUGAUCAACACCUUCUGCUUCGUCAGCGUCAAGAAUAACACGGUGAAAUACUUCAAGCGGAUCGUUCUGCUGCGCUGGAAAUCCACCUACACCUCCAGGAAGAGCACAGAGGAGACGGACAUCCACCCGCAGAUGCACAGCGAAUGUAGGAAGGUAGCCGAAAUCAGCGUCUGUCACGUCACUCAUAUUACUGACGGUUAAAGACUUCGGUUGUGCUUUAUUUUAAGGUAACAUUCUUGCUGUUAAAGUCACGGGAGUUAAAGGUUCCAUUGAAAU